UAAACAGAGGGUGUGCACAUGUUUUUGUUAUUGUAGUUUGUAGCUAACAAGUUUUGAAACGGCUUAUGGACUUAUAUAAAAGGGAAAUAUUGAAGAGUGUAAUGCAUAAGGCUGGAUGAUGACAUUUCACGCCUGUAUUGAGUUGCUUCCGCGGGUUCUUGAUCUUAUUUUAAAUACCGAUGAAUGCUUUCAAGAUGAUACCACGGCUGAGAAAUUGUUGGGUUGGUUUAGGACAUCGUCAGAAACAAAAGAAUAUUAUUUGAAGUUAGUGGAACAGUCAUCACCGGUCAUAAAAUUUAUUUCUGAUUGCGUCAACCAUAAACCAGUAGCAACAAGAACAGCAUUCACACUCAAACUACUAGCCAUCUUGUGCGAGGGCGCUAUCACCAACAAGUUUGACAUUGUCAACUCCAUUGCAUUUUUUCAAUGUAGCCAGAAUGAUGGAAGUCUAUUUAACAAAUCUAUUAAAGAGACAGUUUUAGAUGCUUCGCCGGUGAUAGUAGGUCCUCCGAAUCAUCUUCUACAACUUAACCUUGAGUUUGCACGUGGGGUAUUUUUAUGGGAAAAUGCAUCGGUGCGUUGUGCCUGGUUUGACGCAGUAAGCAAGGCUAGUGCAAUUUCAUCAUUUAAUGUCAUUCUACAGAGUGUUGGAGCGUUUAAUGUAGCAUGGAACUGCCUGAAUGAUUCAUCAAUGUUUGUGAAAUCAGCCGCUGAAGAUUUCCUGGCAGUUGCGAGUCUAGACCAAUUUCGGACUUCCCAUCUGGAUGCUCCAAUCCGAGAGCAAGUUGUGGUGGAUACCACAGAAGCCUCAGUACGUGAAGGUCAUUCAGAUUGCACAAAAGAUGCGGAUAUCGCUUGCCCUCAACGAAAGGAACACUUCAGUUCUGAAAUAUUUCAAAAACUGUUGAUGGUAAUCACCGUCUCCUACCCUGAACCCAGCCGUGAAAUUGAACCAGACGGUAUCAAUGAAAAGUUUCGGCCAAAAUCUGCUAUUGAAAUUAUACGCAAGAUGUUGAAACACGACGCUAGCCUAUGCUUGCUGGCUACUAGUCAGAACCGCAUGGUGGUGCAACUCUGUGCUUUUCUUACAGGUGGUGCAUCAAACAAUACAGCCUUUGAUGUUGUGGACUUGUUAACAGAGCUUAUGUCUUUGUCACCAUUUUCGGAAAGGUUGAGCAUUUGUGAAAUUCUGCAAGAUGUUCCCAAGACGCUGCUUUACCGCCAAAAUGAGGCACUGUCUGCAAGUUAUCUGGCUUCUGCUCUUUGGCGGCUCGAGACUAGAAGCGCCAAGAAGGAAGAGCACUUCAAAUUUGUGAUUUUACCAAUUGUACUGGUGAUACAACAUGAUAAUGACAACAGCGAAGUUUUUGGUCCUAUUGAUGAGGUUUGUCUGCAGGUGUUCGGGGAUGCCUGCCGACAUGGCAAGCCUACUUGCCUGGCAUUGGUGUCUUUAUCGCUCAACUCGAUGCUGGAUUAUGCAAAACAGAUGCCUCUAACCCAUAAAGAGAUGGAGAUUUUUGGUGCUAUACUUGUCAAACUAUUGCAAUGCCUACAAGGAGAGAAUGCAACUAACUCACUUACACAUUCCCUUAUUGGUUCAGCAAAAUUGAGCAAGAAAUGCUUUGAUGUCCUGGCAACUAUUUGCAAGUCACACACUCUUGGAAAAGCAAUACAGAUAUGCACUAAAAAGGAACACCGAAUAAGUGAAAAUAGAAACUAUGAACUUGACGAUAAAAGUUAUGACAUUGACCAAGCCGUUAACGGCACCAGAAUGUUUAGAGCGGUAAAAGAACUUUAUAGAAAAAAGUAUGAAAUUCCAAAAGUCGUAGAUGACAGCAGAAAAUUUAUUGGAAACAAUCAGGAAACUGCUAGGGCCAUUGGUAAAUAUUUUAAAAGUAAAUUCUUCAACAUAAAUGGUCCGAUCAUCGCCCAUCUAAAUGGGAUUAUUAAUGAAGACGAACUUCGGAUAAUAAGAUUUUUUCUAAGCCAAACAUGGCUCAACCUAAAUUUACGAAGGACUUUAGACAACGUAUAUUUUAAUACGAAUACUGGAGUACCACAAGGGGACAGUCUUAGCCCAGUGCUCUUCACAGUGUACCUUGAACACGCGUUAAGAGGAAUUAGGGGGAGAAGUAAUGAUCAUAUUCCAAAUGAGAUCUCGUAUGCGGAUGGUGUCGAUUUCAUCAGCCUAAACGAGAAGGCAAAUGUAGACCUUAUUGGAGUUCACCUAAUUUUGUUUAAUCUCAAAGUGAACAAAGAUAUAACAGAAUACACAGUAAUUAAAAGAAAAGAACCGGUCAAAGAGAACUGGAGACUAACAAAAAAGUUAGGGUGCCUUCUUGGAGACAAAGAAGAUAUCACCAGAAGGAAACAACUUGCUGUGAACGCAAUGAACAAAAAGGCACUCUGGAACAGAAAAGGAAAAAUUAGAUUAAAAACAAGACUGAGGUUGUACAACUCACUAGUGAAACCGGUGCUUUUAUACAAUAGCUAUACAUUGGCCUUAACGAAAGACGAUGAACUAAAGCAAACACUUUCCAUCGUAAGCAACUCCGAAAGAUUAUUGGACUGA
Anneissia japonica is the source of this 2572-nucleotide messenger RNA. RefSeq lists its product as uncharacterized. Gene Ontology annotation, biological process: DNA damage response; cell population proliferation; positive regulation of protein phosphorylation. The transcript is spliced from 8 exons. Lineage: Eukaryota; Metazoa; Echinodermata; Crinoidea; Comatulida; Comatulidae. The coding region runs from base 116 to 2572 and encodes 818 amino acids. The record is from RefSeq and is a predicted model, not a curated record. Gene Ontology annotation, cellular component: nucleus.